AUGUAUGAUGAAAUCAUAAAAGCCACAAAUGAUUUUGACGCCACACAUUGCAUAGGACAGGGAGGAUAUGGAGUUGUCUACAAAGCAAAUCUGCCACCGGAUAACAUAGUAGCUGUGAAGAAGCUUCACCCCUCAUCUGAUAUGGUAGAUCGUAAAGGAUUUCUUAGCGAGGUAAGAGCAUUGACAGAAGUAAGGCACCGGAAUAUCGUGAAACUUCACGGUUUCUGUAAGCAUGCUCGACAUUCAUUUUUGGUCUAUGAGUAUCUUGAAAGGGGUAACCUGGCCACAAUGUUGAGCACAGAAGAUGAAGCUAAGAAAUUAGACUGGCCUAAGAGGGUGAAUAUUGUUAAGGGUGUGGCUCAUGCUUUGUCAUACAUGCACCAUGACUGCUCACCACCUAUUGUUCAUCGAGACAUCACAUGUAGCAACAUUUUGCUGGAUAUAGAGUACGAGGCUCGUGUCUCAGAUUUUGGCACUGCUAAGCUUCUGAAACUAGACUCAUCCAAUUGGAGCACGCUUGUGGGCACAUACGGUUAUGUUGCACCAGAGUUUGCUUACACAAUGAAGGUGACUGAGUUGUGCGAUGUGUUUAGCUUUGCUGAGAACAUACUGCUUGAAGAUUUAUUGGACCAGCGCCUUCCGCCUCCCUCAAUUGAAGUUGGGGAAGCACUGCUAUAUGUUAUAAAGAUUGGCUAG
This is a messenger RNA of Ilex paraguariensis (yerba mate), 696 nucleotides long. The record is from the annotation of a GenBank genome assembly. NCBI's taxonomy places the organism in Eukaryota, Viridiplantae, Streptophyta, Magnoliopsida, Aquifoliales, Aquifoliaceae.